Molecule: messenger RNA, 1817 nt
Organism: Daucus carota subsp. sativus
Lineage: Eukaryota; Viridiplantae; Streptophyta; Magnoliopsida; Apiales; Apiaceae
Product: cytochrome P450 78A6
Exons: 2
Coding region: 70-1671 (533 amino acids)
Molecular function (GO): monooxygenase activity; heme binding; iron ion binding
Source: RefSeq, a predicted model, not a curated record
CAACUCCUCACUCAAAUCCUACCAACAUUUCUAACCAAACCAUACAACUCAUUCCAUAGCCAAGUAUCAAUGAGCAGCAAUAUCGAAAGCCUCUGGGUUUUUGCUCUAGCUUCUAAAUAUAAAUCUUAUACUAGUAUCAUCAAUUUCUUGGUUCUUGUAUCAGCUUCCGCUUUGGCUUGGCUUGUGAUCACCCUUAUUCACUGGGCUCACCCUGGAGGCCCUGCCUGGGGGAAACACAAAUGGGUCGAGAAAAGGACUAAUCAUGGCUCGUGUUCUUCGGGCCGGGUGAUACCUGGCCCGAAAGGCUUUCCGGUCAUUGGAAGCAUGAGUUUAAUGACCGGAUUAGCCCACCACAAGCUGUCUGCCAUGGCUAAAGCCUGUGGAGCCACCAGUCUCAUGGCUUUUAGCUUGGGGGAAACAAGGGUGAUCAUCACAUCGAAUCCUGAUGUAGCCAAAGAGAUUUUGAAUAGCUCUGUGUUUGCUGACCGGCCUGUGAAGGAAUCAGCUUACAUGUUGAUGUUCAACAGAGCUAUUGGCUUCGCUCCUCACGGGGUUUACUGGACAAGUUUGAGGAGAAUCGCGGCGAACCAUUUGUUCUGUCCCAAGCAAAUCAAGGCCUUUGGAAGCCAGAGGUUUGAUCUUGCUCAUCAGAUGGUUAAUAUGUUUAGAAGCCAAGCAGACAAGGUGGUUACGGUUCGAGAUGGAUUGAGAAAGGCUGCUUUAAGUAACAUGAUGGCCUCUGUUUUUGGAAAAACUUAUGGGCUUGAUUCAGAGGAAGCAGAGUUAAGGAAGCUGGUUGAUGAAGGGUAUGAGCUCUUGGGCAUGCUUAAUUGGGCUGAUCACCUCCCCUGGUUAUCCGAAUUCGACCUGCAGCAUAUUCGGGCUAGGUGUUCCUCUCUCGUGCCUAAGGUUGAUUGCUUUGUCCGUCGGAUUAUAUCACAACACCGCGAGAAGAACACCGGCUGUGACUUUGUAGACGUUCUGCUAUCUCUACAAGGCCGUGAAAAGUUGUCGGAAGAUGACAUGGUUGCUGUCUUAUGGGAAAUGAUAUUUAGAGGCACGGAUACUGUGGCAGUUUUGAUCGAGUGGGUGCUAGCGCGGAUGGUGAUUCAUGCAGACAUUCAAUCAAAAGUACAUGAUGAACUCGACAUGAUAACGAGAAGGUCACGAUCCGUGACCGAGGCUGACCUCUCCUCCAUGGUGUAUCUUCCAGCUGUAGUGAAGGAGGUGCUUAGGCUACACCCUCCGGGCCCGCUUCUCUCAUGGGCCCGCCUGGCGAUCACAGAUACGAUUGUUGAUGGGCAUCAUGUUCCGGCAGGGACCACUGCUAUGGUUAACAUGUGGGCCAUCACAAGGGACCCUCAUGUCUGGGAGGACCCGCUGAGUUUUAAGCCCGAGAGGUUCCUGGACUGCGGAUCCCCUGAUGUGGAGUUCUCGGUUAUGGGAUCCGACCUGCGACUGGCACCGUUCGGAUCCGGGAGACGGGCGUGCCCGGGGAAGGCUCUGGGGUUGGCCACAGUGACCUUCUGGGUGGCCACCCUGAUGCAGGAGUUUGAGUGGUCUCAGGCUUCAGAUUCGGGCGUGGAUAUGUCUGAGGUGCUGAAACUAUCGUGUGAGAUGGCUAAACCACUGGUUGCUAGAGUGGAGCCGAGGCGCGCAAACUAUGUCUAGUGUGUCUUAAUUUGAGUUCCUACACUAAACUUGUUCUUUUAGUUCUGCCUUCUAUGUUAGACUCUGGAUCUUCAUUUGUAUCUUUGUUUUGAUCAUGUUGUAGUAGUAAAUACAGAAACCGUAAUAUGUUAAUUAUUUUUGUCCAA